Messenger RNA from Orycteropus afer afer, 5604 nucleotides. The record is from RefSeq and is a predicted model, not a curated record. Lineage: Eukaryota; Metazoa; Chordata; Mammalia; Tubulidentata; Orycteropodidae.
GGGUAUCAGUUAAAAAUGACUGAAGUUCAAGCAAUGGUAGAAUUCUCCGUGGAGCUAAACAAGUUCUACAAUGUGGAUUUAUUUCAGAGAGGUUUUUACCAGAUUCGUGCAUCUAUGAAAAUUCCACCAAGAAUUCCCCACAGAGUAGAAGCUAGUUUGUUACAUGUAACAGGUAUGACUUUAGCUUUUCCAGCUUCAGUUCAUGAUUCUCUGAUUUGCAGUAAAACAUUUCAAAUUCUAUACAAAAAUGAAGAGGUUGUUUUAAAUGAUGUUAUGAUCUUCAAAGUUAAAAUGUUAUUGGAUGAAAAAAAGAUUGAAGAAACCCUUGAGGAAAUUAGUUUUCUGUUAUCCUUGGAUCUGCACUUCACAGAUGGAGAUUAUUCGGCAGAUGAUUUGAACGCCUUGCAACUAAUAAGUAGCCGAACUUUGAAGCUGCACUUUAGCCUCCAUAGAGGCCUUCAUCAUCAUAUUAAUGUUAUGUUUGAUUAUUUCCACCUUUCUGUUGUGUCUGUUACAGUCCACGCAUCAUUGGUUGCGCUACACCAGCCACUAAUAAGCUUUCCUCGUCCAGUGAAGACUACUUGGUUAAAUAGAAAUGCACCAGCACAAAACAAAGAUUCUGUGAUUCCUACUCUUGAAAGUGUGGUCUUUGGUAUUAACUACACAAAACAGUUAUCACCAGAUGGAUGCAGUUUCAUCAUUGCGGACUCCUUCCUACAUCAUGCCUAUAAUUUUCACUAUACGCUUUGUGCCACUUUGCUGCUAGCAUUCAAGGGAUUGCACAGCUACUUCAUUACGGUAACAGAAGAGAUUCCCUCUUGUCAGAAACUAGAACUGGAGGAAAUGGAUAUACAAGCUCGACUUACUGAACUAUGUGAAGAAGUUAAGAAAUUAGAAAAUCCUGAUGAACUGGCAGAACUUAUAAAUAUGAAUCUUGCACAACUUUGCUCACUUCUAAUGGCUUUAUGGGGACAAUUUCUGGAAGUUAUAACACUGCAUGAAGAACUAAGAAUAUUAUUAGCACAAGAGCACCAUACUUUGAGGGUACGCAGAUUUUCUGAGGCAUUCUUUUGUUUUGAACAUCCAAGAGAAGCUGCCAUUGCAUACCAGGAACUUCAUGCUCAGAGUCAUCUACAGAUGUGCACCGCUAUCAAAAAUACAUCCUUCUGCAGUUCUCUUCCACCCCUACCUAUUGAAUGUAGUGAAUUAGAUGGAGAUCUUAAUUCAUUACCUAUAAUCUUUGAAGAUAGGUAUUUAGAUUCUGUUACUGAAGACUUAGAUGCACCCUGGAUGGGAAUUCAGAAUCUUCAGAGAUCAGAGUCCAAUAGAAUGGAUAAAUAUGAGACUGAAGAAAGCUCUGUAGCUGGACUUUCUAGCCCAGAGUUGAAAGUCAGACCUGCUGAUGCCUCCAAUAUUUGGUAUACAGAAGGUGAAAAGCAGCUAACAAAAUCUAUAAAAGAAAAGAAUGAAGAAUCAAAUAAAUCCAAAGUUAAGGUUACUAAGCUUAUAAAAACAAUGAAACCUGAAAACACAAAAAAAUUAAUAAAACAGAACUCUAAGGAUUCUGUGGUUUUGGUAGGCUACAAAUGUUUGAAAAGUACAGCAUCAAAUGAUCUCUCUAAAUGCUUUGAAGGCAGUCCUUCACAUAGUCAGAAAGAAGGUCUGGAUCCCACAAUAUGUGGAUAUAAUUUUGACCCAAAGACCUACAUCAGACAGACAAGUCAAAAGGAAGCUAGCUAUUGGCUAGCUAAUACAGAGAGAACUGAACAAAAGUCUCCAGAUAUUGAAAAUGUGCAGCCAGACCAAUUUGAUACUUUGAACUCUGGCAGCCUAAAUCUUUGUGCAAAUUUGUCCAUUUCAGGUAAACUUGGUAUCUCCCAAGAUGAUAGUGAACUUACACAAGUGGAGCACAAUAUGACAUCCAGAAGUUCAUCAGACGAUUGCCAUGAUCACCAGACAGCCCCAUCUUCAGGAGUUAGAACAAUUGAAGUAAAACCCCAUAAUAAAGAUCCUUUCAGGGGAGAAAAAGUAACUGUUAAAAUAGGACCUUGGACAGAGCCACGACAAGAUGAAAUUUUUGUGGAUAAUUUACAGCUACCCAACACUGAGUCCCUAGACUCUAAUGGUAAAUCCAAAUCGAUGGAAAUAACACUUGAAAAGGAAGUUUUACAGGAAACAAAGUGUCGUUCUAUUGGAGACUCAUUAGGUAAAUUAAGAAGUAAUCUACCUGCUUCUUCUACAAAAGAGUAUCAUGUUAUAGUAAGUGGAGAUACAAUUAAGUUACCAGACAUUAAUACUACAUAUUCUUCAUCUAGAUUUUCAGAUUCAGGUGUUGAAAGUGAACCAAGUUCUUUUGCAACACAUCCAAAUCCCGAUGCAGUAUUUGAAACUGUACAAGGGCAAGGUCUUUUCAAUAAUGAAAGAUUAUUUCCUCAGCUUUUGAUGAAACCUGAUUAUAAUGUAAAAUUUUCAUUAGAGAGUCAUUGUACUGAGAGUACAAGUGCUUUAAGUGAAAUACAGUCAUCUUUGACCUCCAUAAACUCUCUACCUUCUGAUGAUGAACUGUCACCUGAUGAAAAUUCUAAGAAAUCUGUUGUACCUGAAUGCCAUCUAAGUGAUAGCAAAACUGUAUUAAAUCUGGGAACAAUUGAUUUGCCAAAAUAUGAUGACAGUAAAAAGUCAAGUAUUAUCUUGCAACAGCAGAGUGUUGUAUUUUCAGGGCAUUUGGACAAUGAAGCUAUAGCAAUACAUUCCUUAAAUUCAAGCACUAAAGACUCUUUGCAAUUUGUUUUUUCAGAUGAAGAUACUUCCAGUGAUGUGAAAAGUAGUAACAGCUCCAAAACUAACCUGGACAGUAUGAGUAAAGGCUCCCAGAGUCCUAAUAAAUCUCAUAACUCUUCAGGGACAGCAAUAACAUUAAAUUCAACAUUGAUUUGUUUAGGAGCUCCUUGUGUUGUUUCAGGUUCUGUUUCUACUAAUACAGAAAUUAAUGAAGAUAGAACUAUGAAAAGAAUAGACAGUGAUGCAUUAAAUCUCAAACAAAUAUGUUCAGAAGCCUCUGUGGUUAAAACUGAAAGUUGUUUGGGUAUAGGGGACCCUUUUUCAGCCAAUAUUGAUGUGGUAAAGCAAGGGCUUGUAGAAAAUUAUUUUGGUUCUCAAAGGAGUACAGAUAUUUCUGACACAUGUGCCAUAAGCUACAGCAAUUCCUUUAGCUCUCAGAAGGAAACUUUUGAAAAAGAAAUUAGUAAUCUUCAGCAGGAACAGAAUAAAGAAGAGGAAGAGGAAGAACAGGAUCAACAAAUGGUUCAAAAUGGGUAUCAUGAAGAAACAGAUUAUUCAGCUUUGGAUGAAACAGUAAAUGCUCACUAUCCAAGCAGAGAUGCACUAGGAGAAGAAAAACUUAUAAAAUCUGAAAAAAUACAUAAUGAAUAUCUUAGGGAUGGUAUAAACAUGCCUACUGUUUGUACAUCUGGUUGUUUGUCCUUCCCAUCUGCACCACGAGAGUCUCCUUGUAGUGUUAAAUAUUCUAAAAGUAAAUUUGAUGCCAUUACAAAACAGCCAAGCAGCACUUCUUUCAACUUUACUUCAUCAUUUUCCUGGUAUGAAAAUUCACCAAAACCUCAAAUACAAGCUUUCCUUCAGGCAAAAGAAGAAUUGAAGCAACUUAAACUUCCAGGGUUCAUGUACAGUGAUGUUCCUCUGCUGGCAUCCUCAGUACCUUAUUUUAGUGUGGAAGAAGAAGAUGGUUCUGAAGAUGGAGUACAUCUUAUUGUCUGUGUGCAUGGUCUAGAUGACUUAUAUUUUAUUGGACAUUCAUUGGGCAAUUUAAUAAUCCGUUCAGUGCUUACAAGGCCAAGAUUUAAAUAUUACCUCAACAAACUUCAUACUUUUCUGUCUCUUUCUGGACCUCAUCUUGGUACACUCUACAAUAGCAGUGCUCUUGUUAACACAGGUCUCUGGUUUAUGCAGAAAUGGAAAAAAUCAGGUUCUCUUUUGCAACUGACAUGUCGAGAUCAUUCAGACCCUCGCCAAACUUUCUUAUACAAGCUUAGUAAGAAAGCAGGGCUUCAUUACUUCAAAAAUGUUGUGCUAGUGGGAUCUCUACAGGAUCGCUAUGUUCCUUAUCACUCUGCCCGCAUUGAGAUGUGUAAAACAGCAUUAAAGGACAAACAGUCAGGACAAUUCUAUUCCGAAAUGAUCCAUAACUUGCUUCACCCAGUUCUGCAAAGCAAGGACUGUAAUUUGGUUCGAUAUAAUGUCAUUAAUGCAUUGCCCAAUACAGCUGAUUCACUAAUUGGAAGAGCUGCCCAUAUAGCUGUUCUUGAUUCAGAAAUAUUUUUAGAAAAAUUCUUUCUGGUUGCUGCCCUCAAAUAUUUCCAGUAGGAUAAAAGCAUUGUUAAGAGACUUGACAAUUACCUCAUUCAACAGUGAUUCAAAUAAUGUAUUAUAUUAAACUGUAGAUGUUGAUAAGUUCUAAGAAAUAUUUAUACCUUUUUAUAUGGAAGAUAAUUUAUAUCAUCCAAGUUUAGAGCUUUUUAAAACAUCAACAACUUUACUUUCUAGGUAAUGUGGCUGUGCAAUAUUUUUUUAAUUUUAUCUUUUUACUUUUCUAUUACUUUUUCAUAUAUUUUGCUACCUAAAUAUUUCAGUGAAACUUUAAGCCCACAUGUACAUCAAAUUAUUAUUGACUUUCCACAAUUCUUACAUCAGAUUACAUCAUAUUAGAGUCCAUUAUUGCUAGAAUAGCAUGGGAUUUUGAAUUUUCUAAUAUUGAGGUAUUAUUUAGUUAAUUAUAAGUUUUGCGUUUAGCAUUUUACUAUGUUUUAACUGGAAAUAAAAUGGCUGCUAAAAUAUAUUUUUUGAAAUCAAUAUCUGUAGCCCUAAAAUGUACCUUUAUUAUAUGAUCAAACCAAGUAGUUCAUAUAUGACAAUGUUAUUAAAAUUUUCUAUAAAGUCAUUGUUGCUAUAAAACAUAUUGUCAUGCCUAUUAAAAUAUAUUUUCUACUGGUUAUUUCAACAUUAUUUCUCAUACUGAUUUUUAUUACUGGAGCUUUUCAUGGUCAUGGUAGCAUCAUAUAAAUAUUUUUGAAUGUUUGAAUGCUCUCUGCUUUGAUUUGGUUGGAAUUUUGCUAAAUUUGGUAAUGUUGCUUGAACUUUCUGACUACAUUUCUUUUACUUUUUCAUGAAUUCCCUUGUAUGUACAUACAACAGUGGUUGAAAUUUCUGAAAUACUUUUAUGAAUUUAAAUAAUUUUUAAAUAUUGUUAAAAUUUAUUGAACUGAAGUAAUGUAAAUAAAAUAAUUCAUGUUAAAAUGGAGCAAAAUAAUUAACUUUACAUGUUUGGUGAUAUUGAUGCAAAAGUUUUUGAUAUAUUUAGAUGUUGAGUCUUUUGACUUUACUAAAGGUGCUGAAUAGCAUUAAAAUGACUAUUUUCCUUUCUUCUUUCACUUGUGAAAAUAAUAAAGCACUAAUGGUAGAUAGAGGUUCUGUUUGCAUUCACCAGUUGUGAUGGACAGGUUUUAUGUAUUGUAUAAAUUGGUGCAUGUUUAUUUUUAGCAUUGUGUUAUUGCUUCUGGUGUUAAUAAAUGAACAAAAUGACUAUCU